Molecule: messenger RNA, 1987 nt
Organism: Priapulus caudatus
Lineage: Eukaryota; Metazoa; Priapulida; Priapulimorpha; Priapulimorphida; Priapulidae
Product: pyrroline-5-carboxylate reductase 2-like
Exons: 6
Coding region: 163-975 (270 amino acids)
Biological process (GO): L-proline biosynthetic process
Molecular function (GO): pyrroline-5-carboxylate reductase activity
Source: RefSeq, a predicted model, not a curated record
UUUAACGAUGCAAAUGUACAACGUUGCGUGUUGUGCGGUGUCUUCCGAGUUCUGAGAGUGUGGACGCAUCUAGGAACCAAUUUUGUUCCCUUGGUUGUUUAGUUAUCCUCGCCGGUAAAUGCUUCGGUGAAAAUAGCGUAGAAGUUGAAAAUUCAAAGCAAAAUGCGAAUAGGAUUUAUAGGAGCUGGGAAAGUAGCGCAGGCUAUAACGAAGGGCUUGAUAGACUCAGGUAUUACAGCUGCUGAGAAUAUUAUAGCAAGUUCACCAAAACAAGAUCAUUUACUCCUAACACAGAUUUCGAAACUUGGUGUGGGUACUACAUUCAAUAACAAGACCGUGGUGAAGGAAAGUGAUGUGGUUGUUGUGUGCACCAAACCAAACGUUGUCUCUAGGGUUCUUACAGAGUUCUCAUCGGACGUUAGUAAAUCACACCUCAUCAUUUCCGUAGCACUUGGAGUAACGACCAAAACGAUGGAAAAGGCGCUUCCCAAGAACACCAGAGUGGUAAGGGUAAUGCCCAACACUCCAGCUUUGGUACGAAUGAGUGCAUCCGUCUAUUGCAUGGGAAGCUCUGUUAUAGAGACAGAUGCUGAGACUGUUUCCAAACUACUUACCAGCUUUGGGUAUUGUGAGGAGAUCUCCGAGUCACUCAUUGACAUAGCAACGGGCCUAAGUGGCAGCGGACCCGCAUAUGUCUUUACAGCCAUUCAGUCAUUAGCAGAUGGAGCUGUGAAAAUGGGAAUGCCCAGAGACCAAGCUCUUCGAUUAGCUGCCUAUGCUGUCAUGGGAUCCGCAAAGCUUGUUCUGGAGUCUGGACAACACCCCGACUCACUGAAAGAUGACGUGUGCUCCCCAGCUGGGUGCACUAUUUAUGCCAUGCACCUGCUAGAGAAACGUGGUUUCCGUGCUGCUCUAAUAGACGCUGUUGAAGUAGCAACAUUACGCACCAAAGAACUUGGAGAUUUCAAGGUCUAGAUGCUAAGUUUAGUUGCUCUGAUGCAGGCGUCAGCAGGGUGGGCAAACCUGUGUAGUAUUCAACAGGGUAGCGCCAGGACUACUGGCCAGUAGGCUGGGGAGGUUGCAGCCUCCAGUGAGUUUAAGAAGUGUUGACACCAGAUUGUUAUGAAAGGAGCUUCAAAUCGAAGCAGGCUUGUUAGGUUCUGCACUUUAUGCAGUGGGUGUAACUCGGUGUUGGCUGUGGAGGGUAUGUAACUGCCGUGUGGUGGAUGCGAAGGGCAAUCAAAUUCAAACAGGCACAGAGAGGGGAAAGGGCAGUGCCCAGACAUCUAGGAUAUAAACAGCUACUUUAUGAUGAAGCAGAGGUCUGUAGGCUGCAUUGAAAGUGUAUUAUCCAUGUGCGAAGAAAAAUGUAAGAAUGUUAUACAUAGCUGUUGAUAUCCAAAACAUAAUAUAUGGGUCAUGACAACUUGCCCAGACCCUCCCAGUCAGACCUCUCAAAAUUUCACGCAACAUACAUUCGUACAAAAUAUUUUAGUUGCUAUAUCAAUUUAAACAUUGCAGAAACAUGAAGCCGAAAAGAGACAAAACAUUAAUAUUUCCUGACUUAAUACCAUACUGGUGUUUUCAGUUUGUUAGAGCCAGUUUGUAUGAUAUUGUUUCUUGUUAUUGAAUCUUUCCAGUAUGCACUUCAGUAACUUACGUAGGCAGGGCUACCUGCAAGCAUCUAUGCUGCAAGCCAGCUGCAUGUAAUGGCAUUGCUUGUAUGUUGGAUAUGUGCACAUUUGUUUUACUUCAAAUGCUUUCCAAGAUAUUGUGAUUGAAAUAUGGAUCGAGUACCAUGCUACAAAAUUCUAAAAAAAAAAAACAUACAAAGGGAGUGGGUCGAAUCUGCCAAGAUUGUCAGUCAGAAUCAUUGUAUUUGUAACAAUUGACUAGAUAGUAGAUACCACCUGCCAAAGACAAUAUGACAUAUGACCUAAUGCACUCAUCAUGUGAUCGUGUGAAUAGCAAACAUAUUUCUCUUUUA